Messenger RNA from Rotaria socialis, 1206 nucleotides. The record is from the annotation of a GenBank genome assembly. Lineage: Eukaryota; Metazoa; Rotifera; Eurotatoria; Philodinida; Philodinidae.
AUGUCAACCGAUACUCCGAAGAAAGUCUAUCAUUCUAAACAUCGAUCAUGUUGGCCCAAACAUGAAUGUAUAAUAUGUGGUUCAACGGCGAUUGGUAUUAAUUUUGGUGCACCUACAUGUGCACCAUGUAAAGCUUUUUUUCGUCGAAAUGCUCGACGAAAAGAAAUUCUGCAAAUGCCUUGCCCGUUCCGAGAUGCGCCUACUUCAAAUGUAACAAAUAAUGAUAAUAAUGCAACAACAGAUUAUUGUUCGCAAGUACGUUAUUGUUCAUCGUGCAGGCUACGUCGUUGUUUUGAUAUGGGUAUGAAAGAAGAUUUGGUUCGAACAGAUGAAGAAAAUGAGCGGUAUAGACAACUUGUACAAGCUAAUAGACGACGUCGUGAACAAGUUACACCGCAAGACCAACCAGAAAAUGUCUACACGAUUCCCAAGCCCAUCGUAAAGAAAAGUGAUCUGUUUGAAGCAGAUUGGACACAUCUAUCCAAUGUAGUUGGCGCUUAUGAAACUUAUUGUCUUAAAAAUUAUAUUCAACAUCGUGCAAAUAUGUUCACUGCUCAAAUGCAAAUCCCUGAAGAUCCAAAUGUGAAGAUUAAGUAUCAUGCUUCGACGACAGUUAAUAAUAUCACAUCAUUUCGAACAUUUCUUUCGUCGAUUCCACCGGUUCAAACGCUUUCACUGUCAGAACGAACGUUUUUAUGCAGACAUAAUAUUCGUCCAUUGAUUCUACUUAAUCUGCAUGAACUUGAACAAUUAUGUUAUUCCGAGCCGUGGCAGUUAGCCUGUGAUAGUCUUUCAGCAGAGUAUGUAUGUGGAACUAAUUUAUUUCCUGAGUUUGUCCAAACAAAAACUCGAGCUGUACAAAUUUUAAUCACGGAUUCUAUUGUAACACGUCUUUGGCUUCUUAUACUAUUUUUUUCAACACCACUUCAUUGCUAUUAUCAGAACACGCUACCUGAAAUAAGCGAAAAUCGAAGGAAAGCAAUAGUGUAUAUUCAACAUUCAUACGUCAUACUACUAUGGAAGUAUUUAUGCCAUCGUCACGGUGAUAUGGAAGCAAUUCGUAUAUUUUCGAAUCUCAUUAGUGUUUCUCUGCGAAUGCAACGAAUCAGUCAAGCAGUUAAUGCAGAAAUUCGUACACGAAAUGAUUUAGCAGAAUUGAAUGCAGAAUUCAAUCGAGCAGUAGUUAUUGAGAGUGACAAUACUUAG